This is a messenger RNA of Macrobrachium nipponense, 444 nucleotides long. RefSeq names its product Fanconi anemia group I protein homolog. NCBI's taxonomy places the organism in Eukaryota, Metazoa, Arthropoda, Malacostraca, Decapoda, Palaemonidae. The coding region runs from base 49 to 444 and encodes 131 amino acids. Gene Ontology annotation, biological process: DNA repair. The record is from RefSeq and is a predicted model, not a curated record. Gene Ontology annotation, molecular function: DNA polymerase binding. The transcript is spliced from 2 exons.
CUAAUCCUUUCAAUUUUCAGAUGGGUGUCUGUAUUACCAAAGCUAAUAAUGAAUUUGAGUCAGAAGGAGAGAUUGACUGUUGCUGGCAAGGAGAUGUCUGGGGAAGAUUACCGUUAUCAGAUGGUGAAGACACUUUGUGAUAUGAAUUGGUCUGUUGAAACUGCAACAAGUCUCCUUCCAGUCUUUAGGGAUCUUGACUUGCCUAAAGAGGAGCUUCAGGAUGUUAUAUAUAAAGUUGAAGGAGUGCUAAAGAAAAUGGAUUAUCAGUCUGUACCGCCCAUCAUUUACCAUCUGAUCCUUUUAGUAAAGAGCAAGCUUCCUGGUCGAAUCUUGCAGAUCAUCAUUGCAUAUUUUAACAAACAGGAACAGCAGCUGAUGAAGGAAAGGGCCAACAGAGAGGGCAAUGUCAACAGCAUGGAAUUAGAUUCUGAAACUAUAGGUUAG